This is a messenger RNA of Aspergillus terreus NIH2624, 1845 nucleotides long. RefSeq lists its product as uncharacterized. Gene Ontology annotation, biological process: carbohydrate metabolic process. NCBI's taxonomy places the organism in Eukaryota, Fungi, Ascomycota, Eurotiomycetes, Eurotiales, Aspergillaceae. The coding region runs from base 1 to 1845 and encodes 614 amino acids. The transcript has a single exon. The record is from RefSeq and is a predicted model, not a curated record.
AUGCUCCCAUCCCUUCUUACUUGGGCCCUGUCAUUGUGGCCUGCGCUCUCCCAGGCUGCAGAAAUCAACGCGGCGGCCUCUGCGUUCAAUCUAAGUGAGCUGUCUCUUGGCGACGGCCGCUUUCUGGACAAUCAAGAGCGCACCUUGUCCUACCUGAAAUUCGUCGAUACCGAGAGACUGCUGCUUAACUUCCGUGCAAACCAUAAACUUGAUACCAAAGGUGCUGUGGCCAACGGUGGCUGGGAUGCUCCUACUUUUCCCUUCCGCACUCACGUCCAAGGCCAUUUUCUCACUGCCUGGGCGCAGUGCUACGCGGUUCUGGGCGACACUGAUUGUCAGGAAAGGGCAACCUACUUUGUUUCCGAGCUGGCAAAGUGCCAGGCCAAUAACGAAGCCGCUGGUUUCAAGACCGGAUACUUGUCCGGCUUUCCAGAAUCCGAUUUCGAUGCCCUGGAAGCCGGUACGUUGAACAACGGAAAUGUCCCCUACUACAACAUCCACAAGACCCUGGCUGGUCUUCUAGACGUCUGGCGUCUGGUAGGGGAUACCACCGCCCGUGAUGUCCUCCUAGCUCUUGCCGGGUGGGUGGAUACGCGGACAAGCGCCUUGAGCGAGGCACAAAUGCAAUCAGUCCUGGGAACUGAGUUUGGAGGCAUGAAUGAUGUAUUGGCGGACCUUUACCAUCAAACCUCGGAUGAGAAAUGGCUCAAGACUGCCCAACGCUUUGAUCACGCCGCUGUAUUUGAUCCACUGGCCGCCAAUGAGGACCAGCUCAACGGCCUGCAUGCAAAUACCCAGGUGCCCAAAUGGAUUGGCGCAGUCCGGGAAUACAAAGCAACUGGAGACACUCGGUAUCUCGAUAUUGCUCGCAAUGCAUGGACCAUUACCGUGAACGCCCACACCUACGCGAUUGGGGCCAACAGCCAGGCAGAGCAUUUUCAUGCUCCCAACGCCAUCGCGCAGUAUCUUGACUCGGACACUGCCGAAGCCUGCAACUCCUACAACAUGCUCAAAUUAACACGAGAGCUGUGGACCUUGGAUCCGGAGAAUACCACGUACUUUGACUUUUAUGAGAAUGCCCUUCUCAACCAUCUCCUUGGUCAGCAGAACCCGGCCGACUCACAUGGGCAUAUCACAUAUUUCACGUCCCUCAACCCAGGUGGCAAUCGAGGUGUUGGCCCAGCUUGGGGUGGUGGCACAUGGAGCACGGACUACGAUUCUUUCUGGUGUUGCCAGGGUACAGCCUUAGAAACCAACACCAAGCUCAUGGAUUCCAUUUUCUUCCAUAGCGAUUCUGCCCUCUACGUGAACCAGUUUAUUCCCUCGGUUUUGACCUGGUCUGAGAAGGGGGUGAAAGUCACCCAAAGCACCACCUUCCCUGUCAGUGACACCAUCACGCUUGAUAUUGAUGGAAACGGCGAUUGGGAACUAUACGUUCGCAUUCCCUCGUGGACGUCGAACGCGGCCAUCACGAUCAACGGGGAGCAGGUAACCGAUGUCGAUGUAAGCCCUGGAUCGUACGCCAAGAUAGCGCGCACUUGGGCUUCAGGCGACAAGGUUCAGAUCCAGUUGCCCAUGCAUUUGCGGACGGUGCCUGCAAACGACGACCCAAGUCUCAUGGCCAUUGCUUAUGGUCCGGUCAUCCUCUCCGGCAACUAUGGGAGCUCUUCACUGAGCUCCGCUCCCUCUCUUGCACUGGAUUCGGUCGUUCGUCAGGGGGAUUCCUCGCUUGAUUUUUCCGCCACGGCCAACGGUGCAAAUGUGACUCUGGGUCCGUUCUAUGACGCACAGGGCUUCAAUUAUGUUGUGUACUGGUCAACAACUGGGGAGUUUGGCGCAAAGUAG